UUGACCGGCAGGGUGACGUCACACGGCGAUCGCGGCGCGGAGACCAAGCGAAGCGGCGGAGCGGAGCGGCGGAGCCUCAGGUGAGGAGAAAGCCCACACCUGCCCUUCAUUGACGGCGCUCGUCGGGCUUUAAUGGGCCUGACAUUUACAACCGCGCGAUUUAGCCACCGUAAGUGUAAGUUUAAAGAUAUGGGAAAAGGACUGGGUAGGGCACGAGGCUAAUAGCGCCGGGUAAACGCGGAGGACUCUAGGGCCUGGGGGGGAACCUGUGGCCUGUACAACCGCGCACUUUCCUGAGACUCCCAGCCGGGGAAGGGGCCUCCUGUCUCCACUGCUUUAGGCGCUGAACCGAUUAUAGGAAAGAUGGCGGACGACCCAAGUGCAGCGGACAGAAAUGUGGAGAUCUGGAAGAUCAAGAAGCUGAUCAAAAGUUUGGAAGCUGCGCGCGGGAAUGGCACUAGUAUGAUCUCCCUGAUUAUUCCACCCAAAGACCAGAUUUCUCGUGUGGCUAAGAUGCUGGCGGAUGAGUUUGGUACAGCCUCUAACAUCAAGAGCAGAGUCAACCGGCUGUCUGUGCUGGGUGCCAUUACUUCUGUACAACAGAGGUUGAAGCUUUACAAUAAAGUGCCCCCAAAUGGGCUAGUGGUGUAUUGUGGCACUAUAGUAACUGAGGAAGGCAAAGAGAAAAAAGUGAACAUUGACUUUGAACCUUUCAAACCCAUCAACACAUCCCUGUAUCUCUGUGACAACAAGUUUCACACAGAGGCUCUAACAGCACUUCUCUCAGAUGAUAGCAAGUUUGGCUUUAUUGUCAUUGAUGGUAGUGGUGCCCUGUUUGGCACUCUGCAAGGCAACACCAGAGAAGUCCUGCAUAAAUUCACAGUGGACCUGCCCAAAAAGCAUGGACGAGGAGGCCAGUCAGCUCUGCGGUUUGCACGUUUGAGGAUGGAGAAAAGGCACAACUAUGUGCGCAAGGUGGCCGAAACGGCAGUUCAGCUCUUCGUGUCCAACGACAAGGUCAACGUGGCCGGUAUGGUGCUAGCUGGCUCUGCUGACUUCAAGACUGAGCUCAGUCAGUCGGACAUGUUUGACCCGAGGUUACAAGCAAAGGUCCUAAAGUUGGUAGACAUCUCAUACGGUGGAGAAAAUGGUUUCAACCAAGCCAUCGAGCUGUCAGCUGAAGUAUUGUCUAAUGUAAAGUUCAUCCAAGAGAAGAAGCUCAUAGGGCGUUACUUUGAUGAGAUCAGUCAGGACACGGGAAAGUACUGCUUUGGUGUGGAGGACACGCUCAAAGCUCUGGAAAUGGGUGCAGUGGAAAUCCUCAUAGUCUACGAGAACCUGGACACCAUGCGCUAUGUCUUGCGUUGCCAUGGCACUGAAGGAAGCACGCCUGAGAAUGAUGAAAAGACCCUGUAUUUGACGCCGGAGCAGGAGAAAGACAAGUCUCACUUUACAGACAAAGAGACAGGCCAGGAGCAUGAGCUGAUCGAGAGCAUGCCACUGCUAGAGUGGUUUGCCAACAACUAUAAGAAGUUUGGUGCCACGCUGGAGAUUGUCACAGACAAGAGCCAGGAGGGGUCACAGUUCGUUAAAGGCUUUGGCGGCAUCGGUGGUAUCUUGCGAUACAGGGUGGAUUUCCAGGGCAUGGAGUACCAGGGAGAUGAUGACGAGUUCUUUGAUUUGGAUGACUACUAGGUAGUCAAGACUGGCUGUGAGGGGAGGGGCUUGCGCUCCCAUCUUCCCCUGAGAAUAAGUGAGGAAAAUCACAGGAGGGAGUGACAAUGAGAAUUCCAAAUAUGGGAAAGCAUACAUGUGUAUCCCUGCCUUAGAAUGGAGUGAUCCCAUCUUCUGGUUGGAUAUAACUUGCCUAGAUCUUCUCUCCACACUGUAAAUUUAUGCAUCGACUUAGCAGUGACAGGCCACACCUCCUACACUCUGCCCUGCUCCGCCUACAGUGCUUUGGACUCUUAUAUAAAUUAUCCUCCAUUUACCCUGCUUUUUUAAACUGGCAUCUGCUGUAUUUUAUUUUUUAACUUGGGUUCCUGUAGAAAGCAGGCAAUGUAUUAAAUUUGAACUGCUUAACAAAACUAGUCCACGCUCUGGUCCAGCUUCCCAUUUCAUCCUCUCUCCUGUUGUACCGCUGCUUGGUUUAUCCUCUCCAUGGUCCUGCAGUCUGAGUAACAGGGUGGGUGUGAGCGGAGUGCAGGCCGGCCACCGACCUGUCGCCAUGGUCGGUUCUUCUCGUGCGGAUGUUCUCAUUAUGGUUGAGAGAUGCACCCUGGAUUGGGUGGAGGCUUGAGUGUCCUGCUCAGGUUACUGGUUUAGUGGUCGUACUCCUGCUUUACAUUAUUUAAGUUCCAUUCCCCACCCGGUCAUGUAUGGCUUAUGAUAAACGGUAUUUUGGUAAUCAGACUGCAGUAACUCACUGUGCAAUAUAUAGAUGUAUCCAUGGAUGACUACAUGCCUGGGGGGAGCAAGGGCUAUAGUCAAUGAAUCAGUGAUGUGGGCAGUUUUAUGGGAUCUGAUUGAAUCUCACUUGGUUUGAGAUGGUAGUUUGGGUCUUCAGCUUGGGUAUCUGACUUACGAUGUAAGCAGUGGAACGUUUACUAAUUCGUGUAGCCCUGUACUUUAAGUACGGUGGCAGUGUGGGUGAUUUUUAUUAUUGAUGCAAUUACAUUGAAGGGGGGAGGGGGUGGUGGUCAACUGUUCCACAGUUGUUCACCCAGCUUAAGAUAAUGUGAAACAUCCCAUAUUGACCAUUUUCUACACGUUCUCAUACAUGUCAGGAUCAUGAUACAAUGCAGGUGUGAUGUUUUGGCCUGUUCAACCACUCUGCUCAGGAAGCUCUAAGCCCAAGGAAGCAGAAUAGAACACAAAUGGGACAGGGUAUGGCAGGUCCAGUAACCCGACCAUCCGGUGUGUCUGUUGCUUUAUAAAGGAACAUAGUGUGGGCUGAUCAGCAUACAUGCACGAAGGGCAUCCCACAGUCCUGGCUUACCAUGUGGUUGGAAUAAGAACUGGGCAGAACUUACUUAUACACUUUUUAAACAUUUGGUUUGUCUUAAGCUUCAUAUGGAGUGAUUUAUAAUCCAUGGGUUUCUAUCGUCAGGGGUAGAGGAAAAGUAGAGGUUUAACCAAUUUUGUGCUGUGAGAUGAUUGGUCCACAGUGCCCACUGGGUAAUGUUAGCUCAACUUUAAUCGUACUAGUGACGAGGGUGUAGAAAUUCGCCAUUACCCCCUCCCCCAACAACUGGUUGUCCUUUCACUAGUUGAUUUGCCCUGGCUCCUGUUUAAGAAUGUUUUCAGCAGGGUGGCCAGUGAGGCAAACAUCUGAAAACAUCCCUUGGGUUAGCCAGGAUGUGUGGUAUGGUUUAGAUUUGGUCUCCAAAAUGGAGACCAUCUCCUUAAUGGUCUUUAGAGUGUAAUGGUGGUAUCGAACUGCAGUGCAAGUCCUCUGUCUACAUCCUCAUAUUUCUUUUGUCCCCCUGCAAUAUCUGUUGCUUUUCUUUUUCAGUUGUCACUAUUUUGUAUAAAUCUUAACAGGCCACACUUAUUAAAUGUUCUCAUUGUUUGCAAAA
Brienomyrus brachyistius is the source of this 3578-nucleotide messenger RNA. RefSeq names its product eukaryotic peptide chain release factor subunit 1. The record is from RefSeq and is a predicted model, not a curated record. Lineage: Eukaryota; Metazoa; Chordata; Actinopteri; Osteoglossiformes; Mormyridae. Gene Ontology annotation, biological process: cytoplasmic translational termination. Gene Ontology annotation, molecular function: sequence-specific mRNA binding; translation release factor activity, codon specific. Gene Ontology annotation, cellular component: translation release factor complex; cytosol. The transcript is spliced from 11 exons. The coding region runs from base 364 to 1695 and encodes 443 amino acids.